This is a messenger RNA of Nothobranchius furzeri (turquoise killifish), 2452 nucleotides long. RefSeq names its product coiled-coil domain-containing protein 6. Lineage: Eukaryota; Metazoa; Chordata; Actinopteri; Cyprinodontiformes; Nothobranchiidae. The record is from RefSeq and is a predicted model, not a curated record.
GUUGCCGUCCUCCUCCCUUCCCUACAUCACAACCAUGGCGGACAGCGCGAGCGAGAGCGAUACUGACGGAGCGGGGAGCAGCUCGGCCACCCCAAUGUCGUCCUCCGCUUCCAAUUCUGGGAAACCGAGCAUAGUCAUUUCACAGUUCCGUUUGGAAGAACUGACGAAUCGCCUUGCCUCUUUGCAACAGGAGAAUAAAGUUCUCAAAAUUGAGCUGGAGACGUUUAAACUUAAGUGCAAAGCCCUGCAGGAGGAAAAUCGGGACCUCCGCAAAGCUAGCGUCACCAUUCAAGCACGAGCAGAGCAGGAGGAGGAAUUUAUCAGCAACACCUUGUUCAAGAAAAUCCAAGCUCUUCAAAAGGAGAAAGAGACCUUGGCAGUCAACUAUGAGAAGGAGGAGGAAUUUCUCACGAAUGAGCUGUCUAGGAAACUUAUGCAACUCCAACACGAGAAGGCAGAGUUGGAGCAGCACUUGGAGCAAGAGCAGGAGUUCCAGGUUAACAAGCUCAUGAAGAAGAUCAAGAAAAUGGAGAAUGAAACCAUCUCUAAGCAGCUCACCCUGGAACAGUUGAGGAGGGAGAAGAUUGACCUUGAGAACACAUUAGAACAGGAACAAGAAGCCUUGGUCAACAGGCUGUGGAAACGCAUGGACAAACUGGAGGCUGAGAAAAGAAUCCUGCAAGAAAAGUUGGACCAGCCCGUAUCUGCUCCUCCCUCCCCUAGAGAUGUUUCCAUGGAGAUAGACUCACCAGAGAACAUGAUGCGGCAUAUCCGCUUCCUGAAGAAUGAGGUGGAGAGGCUUAAGAAGAGCCUGCGCACCACCGAGCUGCAGCAUACGGAGAAGCGUGCCCAGUACAUAGAGGAGGAGAGACAGAUGAGGGAGGAGAACAUUCGCCUGCAGAGGAAACUUCAGAGAGAAAUGGAGCGCAGGGAGGCCCUGUGCAGACAGCUGUCCGAGAGUGAAUCCAGUCUGGAGAUGGAUGAUGAGAGGUACUUCAACGAGAUGUCUGCGCAGGGUCUGCGAGCGAGGACCGUGUCCAGCCCCAUCCCCUACACCCCCUCCCCCAGCUCCAGUCGUCCUAUAUCACCCGGUCUCUCAUAUGGAACUCACACAGUUGGGUUCACCCCUCCAGCAACACUAUCCAGAGCUGCCAUUUCCCACUACAACACCCCCGCGCUGCACAUCCACGGAAGCUCUUCUCAUGCCGUAGCACGGCCAUCUCCAAGAAGAAGCGCCAGUCCUGACAAAUUCAAGCGUCCAACACCCCCACCCUCUCCCAACACACACUCAGGGGCUCUACAGGCUCAGCCUCCACUCCCCCCACCAGCUCAGCCCAUGGUUCAGUCCAUGUCCUCCCCAGCAGCCAUGUCACAGCACGCAGCAGCACCGCAGCAGCCUCCCUCCCAGCCAUAGCACCACACACUCUCGCACACACACACACAGUCUCUGUCUUUGCGCGUGAUUGUGCGCACUGAAUGCCACGAUGCUACCGCAGCAACUUCCGUCAUUACCAGCUCUGGAAGUGAAGUUUCUUACUCUUAAAGUCCACAAAAGAUGCAGCUUCAGAAGGUUUUAGAGGAAAAAGAAACAAGAUGGCAACUGGGCCUUGGUGAAGGUAGCGGCCUGCCAAAUCCACAUGUGGCGUUAACUUCUCUUAAAUGGAAUGGAUGGACUUAAAAUAAUUGUUUCUGGGUUUUGUAGGAUAAUUAUUUGUUCCACCUUCUGUCUUGUACAUGUGUUUUUUGGCUUGGGACUGUAGCUGGUUGGAAUUGUUGUUGUGGCGCUUCUGAGAUAGCACAAACAGCACAGUUAGUAUGUUUCAUGCUAGUGUUUUACUAUAGGUUGGAUGUUUGAAUCAGUGGAUGAAUCUGCAGCUACAGAAAUGAAUGAACUAAUAGAAAGUCUUUAUUUUUCAUGCCUUUAAUAUGACACUUGAUAGCAGUAAUGUCCUCCACUCCAGAUCACCCUUGUGUCAUUUAAGCAGUGUCAACAACUCAUGUACCCAGGUCGAUAGUGGCUUUGAUUAGGUUUACUUAAGUGUCAUGGGAGACUGCUCGGAGUUUCUCCGUUAUAGGGCGCCGACCAAACCGAGCUUGCAGCAGAGUUAUUUUAGGUUCAGGAAGCAUUCAACGCUGUGCUGAUUCUCAGUUCAAAGAAUAAAAGCAUUGAUGAUGGAUUCUGGUACAUAAACCACAGAUAAACAUCGCCUUUUGGGCUGUUUAAAAACAUAGUCUGAGGUGUGUUACAGCUUAGUCAUGUACUCGGUCUUCUCUGAUUUCUCUUUCUAGUGUAUUUCUGAAAGCUUCUAUCAUCCUAAUGGAUACUUUCCAUCAGAAAAAAGUGAUUAAAACAAUGCUUUUCACACUAAAUAUACAUACUGCUAAAACAUUCUAACUGAAUGGUACUGGUCAACUAAAUUUCUAUGUAUCAUUAAAGCUCUUGACAUGACAA